AUGAUCAUUGUCAGUAAAUUCUGUGUUAACAAGAUUCUUCAUAAUUAUGAUUCACCUCAUCUUCCUUCCCCUUUACUUCCUUCUCCUCCACCUCACCUUCCUUCCUUCCUUCCUUCCUUCUCCUCCACCUCACUUUCCUUCCUUCUCCUCCACCUCACUUUCCUUCCUUCCUUCCUUCCUUCCUUCCUUCCUUCCUUCCUUCCUUCCUUCUCCUCAUCACUUUCCCUCCUUCUCCUCAACCACCACCUCUUUCUCAUUUUCCUUCUACAUCUUUCUUUCUUUCUUUCUUUCUUCUCCUCAGUUUUCCUUCCUUCUUUACCCCAUCCAUUCCUUCUUCAGUGGGAACUCUCCUUCUUCGUUUUUGGGUUCCUUUUCUUUUUGUUCCUAACAAUUCUUUCUUCAUUUCCUUUUUCAUUGUCUUCCUUUUCUUCAUUCUCAUCUCUUUCUUUCUUUCUUCAUUGUUUUCCUUUCCUUUUUCAUUCUCACAAUUUCCUUCGUUAUUUUCUCCUCUCCUUUCCUUUCUCAUUCACUUCUUAG
Acanthosepion pharaonis is the source of this 537-nucleotide messenger RNA. The record is from the annotation of a GenBank genome assembly. Lineage: Eukaryota; Metazoa; Mollusca; Cephalopoda; Sepiida; Sepiidae.